ACGAUCUCUCUCUCUCACUCUCUCUCUCUCUCUCUCUCCCCUGUAGUACAAGCUGAACACUUUUUGAACUCUUUCUCACUCUGUCUCCUGCUUUCUCUCUCAUCCUUUCCUCUGCUUCCUUUCCUUUCCUUCACCUUCCUCCUCACUCCCCCCCCGGUUCUCUCUUCCUCUCUGUCUCCCUCUGGCAUGCUCUCAUGGAAGUCUCACCGUUCCCCGUGACCUUCAUCACCUUCCCAUUACUUCCUUCCUAUUCUCCCCGACGCUGCCGCUGCUAAGAGCUCCCACCUUUCUCAUGACUCUCCCUUCACUGCGCCUCUCUCUCUCUCCUCUGCUGCUGCUGCUCCGCCCGCGAUAUGCGAACCCAUCACUCCCCACGCAACGGCGACGCCGCCGCCUCCUCCCCCUCCCCGCGCCGGCCCCUCGGCCCCGACCUCAGCCCCCGCCCGCAGUUCCAGUCCACCCUGUCCGCUCAGAAGCUUCGCCGGCUCAACUACCUCGCCCUCCUCCUCCGCCUCGCCUCCUUCUGCUUCUCCCUCGCCUCCGCCAUCUUCAUGGCCACCGACUACCGCGGGGCUAGCUCCCCCCGCUGGUACGACUUCGACGCCUUCAGGUAUGUAUUCGCGGCGAACGCGAUAGUAACGCUGUACUCUCUGUUCGAACUGGCCGUGUCCGUGUGGGAUAUCUCCCGGAGCGCCACCUUGUUCCCCGAAGUCCUCCAAGUCUGGUUCGACUUCGGCCACGACCAGGUGUUCGCAUACAUGCUUCUGUCAGCGGGAUCGGCAGGAACGGAGCUGGCGAAGACGUUGAAAGGGUCGGAGGCGUGCAAGGAGGAGACCGCAUUCUGCUUGCAGGCCGACAUCGCGGUCGCCCUAGGGUUCGCGGGCUUCCUCUUCAUCGGAUUCUCUUGCCUGCUGUCGGGCUUCCGGGUCGCCUGCUUCAUCAUCCGGGGCUCUCGCUCUCAUCUCUAGAGAUGCCUUUGAUCAUUGUACUUAAUUUUACUGAUUGAUUGGUUAAGGGGGUGGGAGUGUGUCCAUUUUUUUUCGAGCCCCGAGUGUAUUGUAUCAAUUUGUUGAUGAUGAAGAUAAAUAUUCAAUUUUUCUUCUUCGGAGGUUAACUCCGACUGUCUGAAUGUAAGUUCGGAACUGAAAUGAGAAGUGUUGCAGAAGAAAUUGCUUUGCAGGAUC
Molecule: messenger RNA, 1184 nt
Organism: Punica granatum (pomegranate)
Lineage: Eukaryota; Viridiplantae; Streptophyta; Magnoliopsida; Myrtales; Lythraceae
Source: RefSeq, a predicted model, not a curated record